ACAUCAGCUCCUCUGAUGUUUCCGUUGGCACUUGGCUCCACGUCUCACUUCUCUUCGUGGUGAUGGCGUUGGUCUUCUCCGGGUUCAUCAUGGCUUUUGUCUGAUCUUAUCUUCCUCAAGCUAUCUCUAUUUUCAUCGUUUCGUUACUCAAUUGGAUCAAGAACAUUGUUUCUCGAUAGAAACUCCAAAUUAAGAAGAGAGAUCAUUUGGUUUUAGUUCUCUUGUGGAUCUACUGGAUUUCGAUGGAGAAUCAAGUCAUUUUGAUUUGAUUUAUUAUCCUCUGAUGUAUGAGAUUUCACGAUAAAGACUAAGGUGUUGUAGAUAGUGACGCCUUCAUCUCCUGAUGUCAUCGACGGCGAGGUGUUUGGUACGGGGCUCUGUUUCUGGUUUGUUUCCGGUGAGCCGCCGAUUAGAUCUUCGCCGGAGAUGUCCUUGUCACUGAAGCGCGGUGGUGGCCCGCAUGGUGGGCACGUGUUCCUGUCACACUAAAAGAAACAUGUGGAUUUCAAGUCACGAUCGACUUCCUUUAGACUUUAUUUUGGUUUUUUCGUGGGACUCGUCUGUGGGCUUUGUUUGGCCUCUUUUAUUUUUUCUUAUAUUUUUGGGCUGUUUUCCUUUGUUUAAUGGGGUUAUUUGUGAAAUAACUAUAAAAAAAAGAAAAAUUAGUUUUGUAGAAAGAAAAUAGAGAAAAAUAAGAAGAGAAAAGAGGAGAGAGUAUGUGAAAUUGGUUAUAUAGUUAAUUUUGAGUUUUUGUUUGGUUAUUGAAUGCAAAUUUCUUUGUUUAAUAAGAUCAUCAGAAUUAAAAAAAUAAAAAAUAAAUAAACCAUUGAAAAAAUGAAUCUACGAAUACUGUGUCAUUGUCCCACUCCCACAUUUUUUUUUUUGCUAACAAUCCCACUCCCACAUAUUCGACUUCUGGUCUGUUCUCUCACAAACUCCAAAACCAGUCCGAUUUCUAUUUGUCCUAAUGGUUCUUGAGACAUUCCUAUAUAGUUUUAGUGGUUCCCUAUACUUUAUCUUUUGUGCUACUUGACUUUAGACUUGUUUAAGUUCCACGUUGCUAUCAUUAGUCCUAUCAUGGUUAACGGAUAAGCUUAUUUCACAUUUGUAGUCUUCUCUCAGUAUCUAGAUGCUGGAACACACGUAGAAUAUUGUCUCCUACUCUACUUGAUGCCAAGAUCUUCUCGAAAACAGGUCAGACCGCCUCUUAAAACGGAUAAUUUCUUUAUUUUAUCUACAUUUCUAUCCUCAUUCCUACACUACUUGCUUCCACAUAUUACUAAAUGAAUCUGUAAUAAAAAAAUUGGUAGUCUCGCGGCAAUAUAGUUUGGCACAUGUUUAUGAUCGAUACGUAACAAAAUUCUAACAUAAACCUUCAUGAUCCCAUUUUUUAUUUUUUGACUAGGUGAUUUCCGUAUAGUUAAGAAGGCAUUCAAGAGAACAUGUGCAUUCAAGAGUAACCACCAAUUAUAUAUCACUAACGACGAACAAUGACCUUGAUGAACCGUACUUUUUCAAGACAUUUGAACAUUUGUGGAUUGAAUGGUCCUAUACGACAAAGAAAAUAACACUAGAAUUAGCCUUUUAUAUUUUCUUCUUAUAAAAAUAUUAUGAAUUUUCAGCCAAUAAUUAAAUGAAUUUUCAAUUUAUCCUCUAAUAAUUCAUCUUCUAACCAUCUAUAUAAAAGAGGAAAUUUAGCUAAAUCAGAAAGAACUAGAGAAGUGGCCGAGGCAAAAAAAAAGUAGUGGGGUCGAAAAGACAAAGAAGAAAAGAAGUCGGGGUGGAUAAUAGUAAAAUCUAAAUUAGUGAGCCGAGAGGGGUAAAUUAGUUAGAGCAUCACAUCCCCUCUGGUCCCCUAUGAGAAGCUCUCACGGAAACGUUAGACGUGGGGUCCCACUACCCGAACACACAUCUCCAGGCACCGUUACUUUAACGGAGCUUGUUGUUGUUAUCCCCAUGACUACGAUGUGAAAGUUUGAGAAGACGUUACCUAAGGUCGAAGUAAAAGACUUUUUGAAGAGGCGGUGUGUGAGAGAGAGAGAGUUAACGGUGUUUAGUGAAGGAAACGACAACGUGGGUGUUUAUUGCCUGUGUCAGGUGGAAGAGAGAGAGAGAGAGAGAGUUAAUGUAAAGUUUUGUCUGUACUCUGGAACAAAGGUCGAAUGUUAGAGACUAAGGAAGCAAAAAAGAGAAAAGCUUUAUGGCUCAUGAGGCUCUCAAAAAACGGCACCGCUUCUCCUACUCGUUUUUAACCUAAACCUUUUCUCCCCAGCCUCAUCUUUUUAAGUGCCACUGAUCAGAGGGAUAGAGAGAGAGAGAGAGAAAUAUAAAAAGAGGGAGCUUUUGUGUUCUUGUGGGUAUGUCUCCCUAGGAUUCAGGUCCUGUCUGAAGGGUGAAGCUUUUUGGUUUCCAUUACAGAGACAAAGCAUAACAAAAAAAAGGGGUUUCUUGUUCUGUUGUUUAUGUGUUCUGUUGUGUUUUCUAAUCGAGUUUUAAGGUAAAAAGGUUGAGACUUUUCGAGUGGGGUUUGUUGUUCUUAGUUUUAAUGGGAACAAGAGCGGAACGUAAUAAGGAAGAUUUUGUUGGUGGGUUUGGUUUUGGAGUUGUAGAGCACUCUCAUAAAGACGUUAUGUUACCGUCUCAUCAUUAUCAUUCAUAUUCAUCGCCGGCCUCUGCUUCCUUCUGUUACUGUUCCAAUGGUGUUGCCGAUCCAAUCUUCUCUGCUUCAAACACUUCUACUCUUGGUGAAAUGUUCUCUCUAGGGGGUUCUAACUCCACUGCUGGUGUUUCAGUUGCUGACCCUUUCUUCACCUUGACCUCCUCAGGGGAGAUGGGAAGAAGCAUGAGUGGAAAGGAAGGUGCAGCUUUCAGUGAAGCUCAAUGGCAAGAGCUUGAGAGACAGAGGAAUAUAUUCAAGUACAUGAUGGCUUCUCUUCCUGUUCCUUCUGAGCUUCUCUCACCCUUCUCCAGGAACCACACCAACAAUCAUGAUGUGGCGAGAGGAGGUUCACUGAAGCUGGGGAUUGCUUCAAACGCAAGCAACAACACGGCUGAUAUGGAGCCAUGGAGGUGCAAGAGAACAGACGGGAAGAAAUGGAGAUGCUCUAGGAACGUGGUCCCUGAUCAGAAAUACUGUGAGAGGCACGCUCACAAGAGCCGUCCUCGUUCAAGAAAGCAUGUGGAAACACCAUCUCAUUCUCACCACAAUGAUGCUCGCACCACUAAGAACGUUGCUAGCCAGUUCGCUACAGCUUAUCCUCAGUUCUACGGACCUCCCUUAAGCCAGUUCUCUGCGGUUUCUACUCUUCCGCCAGCUUCCUCUUCUUAUGAUCAUCACCAUAGUGGAUUGAGGUGGCUUAUGAAAGAAGGCGACUCCAUAGCAACAUUAAACCCGGAGAUUCAUGAAGCUGCUCAGCUGAAGGUUGGAUCAAGCAGGGAGCUCAAACGUGGAUUUGAAUAUGAUCUUAAUUACAUACAGAAUGAUCCAUUAGUAGACCAGAGAUUUGGAGCAUUGGAGGGUCUAUUGAGUCCAAACCGCCAAGAGACGAGGCGGUUUUUGGUAGAAGGGGAGCAAGAUGAGGCGAUGGGAAGCUCACUGACACUAUCAAUGGCUGGAGGAGGAGGCAUGGAGGAAGGUGAGGGAAGAAGCCAGCAUCAGUGGAUUAGCCAUGAAGGACCGUCGUGGCUAUGUUCAACAACACCAGGUGGACCAUUGGCUGAAGCACUUUGUCUUGGCGUCUCCAACAACCCUAGUACUAGUACUACUACUACUAGUAGCUGCAGCAGAAGCUCAAGCUAAACCAAAACGACUUGAGUUAGUGUCGUUUUACGAGUCUAGAAUCGGUUUAGUGAUUAGAAAUCAAAACUAUGUUUCAGAUUUAAGUAUCUUUCUCAGUGAUUUGUUUGAAAAACUGAGAUCACCUUUUGGAUCUUGUUCCUUUUUUUUUGGCUGUUGGAUUUUACUAUUAUGUGAUGUGUAACAUCGGUUUGCUUAAACCACUGGAAAAUCGGUUCAACCUCUUGUU
Messenger RNA from Brassica rapa (field mustard), 4025 nucleotides. Its product is annotated as growth-regulating factor 8-like. Gene Ontology annotation, cellular component: nucleus. Gene Ontology annotation, biological process: regulation of DNA-templated transcription; developmental process; DNA-templated transcription. Gene Ontology annotation, molecular function: ATP binding. NCBI's taxonomy places the organism in Eukaryota, Viridiplantae, Streptophyta, Magnoliopsida, Brassicales, Brassicaceae. The record is from RefSeq and is a predicted model, not a curated record.